CUGACUGGUUACACAGUUGCUCAGCUGACUGGUUACACAGUUACACAGCUGACUGGUUACACAGUUACACUGCUGACUGGUUACACAGUUGCUCAGCUGACUGGUUACACAGUUGCACAGCUGACUGGUUACACAGUUGCUCAGCUGACUGGUUACACAAUUGCUCAGCUGACUGGUUACACAGUUGCUCAGCUGACUGGUUACACAGUUGCUCAGCUGACUGGUUACACAGUUGCUCAGCUGACUGGUUACACAGUUGCACAGCUGACUGGUUACACAGUUGCUCAGCUGACUGGUUACACAGUUACACAGCUGACUGGUUACACAGUUACACAGCUGACUGGUUACACAGCUGACUGGUUACACAGUUACACAGCUGACUGGUUACACAGCUGA
Messenger RNA from Procambarus clarkii (red swamp crayfish), 396 nucleotides. NCBI's taxonomy places the organism in Eukaryota, Metazoa, Arthropoda, Malacostraca, Decapoda, Cambaridae. The record is from RefSeq and is a predicted model, not a curated record.